Microdochium trichocladiopsis is the source of this 1446-nucleotide messenger RNA. RefSeq names its product pantothenate transporter liz1. Gene Ontology annotation, cellular component: membrane. The transcript is spliced from 11 exons. The record is from RefSeq and is a predicted model, not a curated record. Gene Ontology annotation, biological process: transmembrane transport. Lineage: Eukaryota; Fungi; Ascomycota; Sordariomycetes; Xylariales; Microdochiaceae. Bases 1 to 1446 code for a protein of 481 amino acids. Gene Ontology annotation, molecular function: transmembrane transporter activity.
AUGCCACCGCAGAAGGUCUCCGCUGGCAAGCGGCUUCUUUACCAUCUCUGGGACAAUGACCAGCACCUCAAAAGCCCCGAGGAGCGCAGGCUUGUACGCAAGCUCGACUUUGGCAUCCUCAUCUGCGCGACGCUUGGCUGGUGGAUGAAAUACAUCGACCAAAACAACAUUGUCAAUGCCUAUGUCAGCGGUAUGAAGGAGGACCUCAACAUCCAGGCCAACGAGUACACCUACAUGCUGAUGUGCUAUACCAUCGCAUUCGCCAUCAUGCAGAUUCCCUCCAAUGCCAUUGCUCUUAAGAUCCGCCCUCGUAUCUGCAUCGUGGUGUGUGAGCUGGGCUGGACAGCCUUUACGUUCGCGCAGGCUGCUGCCACCUCCUCCAACCAGAUGUACGCUUUCCGGUUCAUGGUCGGAUUCUUCGAGUCCGGAUUUUCCCCGAUCAUCAUCUUCCUCCUCGGCUCGUGGUACAACAAGGCAGAACUGGCCAAGAGAAUGGCAAUCUGGCAUAUUACCGGGUUUUUCGGAUCCGCCACCUCUGGCUUCCUCCAGGCCGCAAUCCACCAGACCCUCAACGGUCGCCUCGGCCUUGCCGGAUGGCGCUGGAUGUACAUCAUCUGCGGUUGCAUGUCUCUCCCGGUUGCUCUCUCUGUCUGGUUCCUUCUGCCUGACCUUCCCCACAACACUAAAGCCUGGUACAUCACGGAGGAGGAGAAGCAGAUUGCCCUUCGGCGUUCAGCGCUCCAGGGCAAGGCUCCAGUCACGGGCAAGCUGGACUGGGCUCUGGCCAAGCGCAUGUUUACCAACUGGCGUUGGUGGGUUCUGUGCCUCACGUACAUCUUCUAUGGCAACUCCUGCCAAGGCGCAGCCUACUUCGCCAUCUACCUCAGCAACAAUGGCUACAGCGUCACCCAGCGCAACAUCAUCCCUGGCUGUGCCAACCUUGUUUCCAUGGUCACCGACUUCACCUGGAGUUUCAUGUCUGAUUACACCCAGAACCGUGUCUGGUGGAUGGUCGGUCCCAUUAUGGGCACUACCGUCGUGGGCUCGGCAAUUCUGACGGCAUGGCCAAACACUGAUGCCGUUCGUGUGUUUGCCUUCUUCCUGCUUGCUAGUGGUUUCGUCACGGGCAUUACCUGGACCUGGGCCAAUGAGAUCAACGUUGGAAACGCCGAAGAGCGCGCCCUCACGAUUUCGAGCAUGAACGGUCUCUUUUACGCCACCAACUCUUUCCUCCCGAUCCUCAUCUUCCCUCAGACAAUGGCGCCCAAGUUCCAGCGCGGUUUCCCAUCGCUCCUGGCUUUCGCUCUCACCGCUUGUGGUCUGAUGAUUUUCGCCGACUUUAUGCACAAGCGACAGUUGCGCCAAGAUGCCGAGGCUACCAGCCGCGAGAUCCCUUCCGAGGUCGCAGGCAGCGUGGGAGAGGAGGAGCCGGAGAAGAAGAACUGA